AACUUUGCCACAAAGCUUUGGAGUCCAGGCACCACGCUAAUCAGCCAGCAUCAAAUCAACAAGAAGUUGAAAGCAGGCCUGUAAUUAUGGGAAAUGCGGAGUCAGUGGAUGAAUCUCAAGAUGAUUUUUACCCACAACCCUCUUAUUAUGCUGGGAGUUCUGUGAAUCAUAGUUAUCAUCAAUCCUCUUCUUAUUCUGGGAGUUCAGCGAAUACUCGCUAUCAACAUAAGCAGCAACCCACAUAUAUAGCUGACAAUUUCAGCUCACUGGAUCAGGUUAUUUCUGCUUUGAGAGAAGCUGGUCUGGAAUCUUCGAAUUUAAUACUUGGUAUUGACUUCACAAAAAGCAAUGAGUGGACAGGUAAGCACUCGUUCCAUCGGAAAAGCCUUCAUUAUAUCGGAAACACUCCUAAUCCGUAUGAGCAAGCAAUUUCCAUCAUUGGCCGUACUCUGUCUUCUUUUGAUGAAGAUAAUCUGAUACCAUGUUUUGGAUUUGGUGAUGCUUCUACACAUGAUGAGAACGUGUUCAGUUUUUAUCAUGAUAAUAGAGACUGUCAUGGCUUCGAGGAAGUACUUGCACGCUACAGAGAGAUUGUUCCACACUUAAAACUGUCAGGUCCAACAUCAUUUGCCCCUGUAGUCAAUGCAGCAAUUGACAUCGUAGAAAGAAACAAUGGUCAAUAUCAUGUUCUUGUCAUCAUUGCUGAUGGACAGGUUUCCAGAAAUCCAGAUACAGGAAAGCUUAGUCCACAGGAACAAGCAACCAUUAGUUCUAUUGUUGCUGCAAGUCACUACCCUCUCUCAAUUAUUUUGGUUGGAGUUGGAGAUGGGCCAUGGGAUGAAAUGCAACAAUUUGAUGAUAACAUUACUGAGCGCUUAUUUGACAACUUUCAGUUUGUGAACUUCACAAAGAUCAUGUCCGAGAACACAGAAGCAUCAAAGAAGGAAACAACAUUUGCACUUGCUGCCCUAAUGGAAAUUCCAUUUCAGUAUCGGGCAGCACAAAAUAUACAACUUAAUGAACAUACCAACAGAGAAUCAGUUCGUUAUCAACAUAAAAGGCCUCUCCCUCCACCUAAGGAAGUAAUCGAUCAUGAUAAUGCACUCAGAGAAAUUCCACGCAAGACAAAUUUCGAGCCAGUUGAACCAACAGCUCCAGCUGGUGCGGAACCAGUAUGCCCCGUUUGCCUAACCAAUCCGAAGGACAUGGCUUUUGGAUGCGGUCACACAACUUGCAAGGACUGUGGCGUGACAUUAUCUUCAUGCCCUCUAUGCCGGCAGCAAAUUACAACUCGCCUGAGGUUAUACACUUGAGUCAAAAAAAUUAGUUGCUGAUUUGAUGUAUAUUAUCACUGUAUUGCCGCCAUUGAUGAUGGAUAAAGUGGUAACCAUAAUACCAUUUCUUAAAAUUUCAGCUUAAGAAUG
Messenger RNA from Gastrolobium bilobum, 1424 nucleotides. Its product is annotated as E3 ubiquitin-protein ligase RGLG3-like. The coding region runs from base 87 to 1313 and encodes 408 amino acids. The transcript has 12 exons. NCBI's taxonomy places the organism in Eukaryota, Viridiplantae, Streptophyta, Magnoliopsida, Fabales, Fabaceae. The record is from RefSeq and is a predicted model, not a curated record.